Messenger RNA from Mesitornis unicolor (brown roatelo), 2537 nucleotides. It is a transcript of the gene KIF23, whose product is annotated as kinesin family member 23. The record is from RefSeq and is a predicted model, not a curated record. Gene Ontology annotation, molecular function: microtubule motor activity; ATP binding; microtubule binding. The annotation marks the transcript as partial. The transcript has 20 exons. Gene Ontology annotation, biological process: microtubule-based movement. Lineage: Eukaryota; Metazoa; Chordata; Aves; Mesitornithiformes; Mesitornithidae. Gene Ontology annotation, cellular component: kinesin complex; nucleus; microtubule.
GUGUACUGCAGAGUGCGGCCGCUCAGCCGCCCAGACCAGGAGUGCUGUAUCGAGGUGAUCAACGAGACCACGGUGCAGAUCCACCCGCCCGAUGGAUACAGGAUAUUCCGCAACGGAGAGUACCGGGAGACGCAAUAUUCAUUUAAAGAAGUGUUUGGCACCCUCGUUGUUCAGAAGACACUUUUUGAUGUGGUGGCUAAACCUCUAGUGGAAGAUCUCAUUCGUGGGAAAAAUGGUCUCCUUUUUACAUACGGUGUGACAGGCAGUGGGAAAACCCACACCAUGACAGGAUCUCCUGGUGAUGGAGGACUUCUCCCACGGUGUUUGGAUAUGAUCUUCAACAGCAUAGGACCAUUCCAGGCCAAGCGAUUUGUUUUUAAGCUUGACGACAAGAAUGGUGUGGAUGUUCAGUGUGAAGUAGACGCUCUAUUAGAGCGCCAGAAAAGAGAUGCCAUGCCUGUUCCAAAAACUCCAUCUGGCAAGCGACAAAUAGAUCCGGAAUUUGCUGAUAUGAUCAACGUGCAAGAUCACUGCAAAGUGGAAGAAGUUGACGAAGAUAACGUCUACAGCGUCUUCGUCUCCUAUAUUGAGAUCUACAACAACUACAUCUAUGACCUCUUGGAGGAAAAUCCCUUUGAGCCUAUAAAACCCAAGUGGAACAAUUGCAACACUCCUGUGCGAAAUGGUGACUUUAUACCUCCGCAGUCCAAAAUCCUUCGUGAGGACCAGAACCACAACAUGUAUGUCACAGGAUGCACAGAAGUAGAGGUGAAAUCUACAGAGGAAGCUUUCGAAGUGUUUUGGAGAGGUCAAAAGAAGAGGCGUAUUGCAAACACGCAGCUGAACCGAGAGUCUAGUCGCUCUCACAGUGUUUUUAUAAUCAAGUUGGCUCAGGCACCUCUGGAUGCAGAUGGAGACAACGUGCUCCAGGAGAAGGAACAGAUCACUUUAAGCCAGCUGUCUUUGGUUGAUCUGGCUGGCAGUGAAAGGACAAACAGAACAAAAGCUGAAGGGAGCAGGUUGCGAGAAGCAGGUAAUAUUAAUCAGUCCCUAAUGACAUUAAGAACAUGCAUCGAAGUUCUACGGGAAAACCAGAUGUAUGGAACAAAUAAGAUGGUCCCGUACAGAGAUUCCAAACUGACUCAUCUCUUCAAGAACUAUUUUGAUGGGGAAGGGAAAGUGCGUAUGAUUGUGUGCGUUAAUCCUAAAGCUGAGGACUACGAGGAAAGCUUGCAAGUCAUGCGCUUUGCGGAGAUGACGCAGGAAGUUGAAGUUGCAAGACCCGUUGAUAAACCCCUCUGUGGCUUAACGCCCGGGCGGCGCUUUAAGAAUCAGGCCUUCAGAGAGGAGCUCUCGCGGAGAUUGGAGAUGCGGGGUGGCCCAAUAAGUGGAGAAACAGAAGAGCAAUCUGUUUCAGAAACAUUUCUGCAGAACUUUCCUCCGUUGCCUUCGUGUGAGCUAUUGGAUGUUAACGAUGAUCAGACACUUCCAAAGCUUAUUGAAGUCCUGGAAAAACGCCAUAAACUGCGACAAAUGUUGACAGAGGAGUUUGCCAAAAACGUGCUUGCAUUUAAAACAAUGCUGCAGGACUUUGACUCCAGCGUUGUAUCCAAGGAAAACUAUAUUCAAGGAAAACUGUCUGAAAAAGAGAAAACAAUAGCGGGACAGAAAACGGAGCUAGAACGGCUGGAGAAGAAAAUUAAAACGUUGGAAUACAAGAUUGAGAUUUUGGGGAAAACUGCGACAAUUUACGAAGAAGACAAGCGCUGUCUUCAGCAAGAACUGGAAAGCAAGAGUCAGAAACUGCAGCGUGAGGCUUCUGACAAGCGUAGGCUGGAGGCACGGUUGCAAGGCGUGGUGACAGAAACAACCAUGAAAUGGGAGAAGGAGUGUNNNNGUCGUGUAGCUGCAAAGCAGCUGGAAAUGCAGAACAAACUUUGGGUCAAAGAUGAAAAACUGAAGCAACUGAAGGCCAUUGUUACCGAACCGAAAAACGAAAAGCCAGAGAGGCCUUCACGAGAGAGAGACAAGGAGAAGCCUGUUCAGAGAGCAGUGUCUCCUCCACCAGUACCUAACACCCCUCUCGUUCGCCUCAGACACAGACGCUCGCGCUCGGCUGGGGAGCGGUGGGUGGACCACAAACCACCCUCCAACCUACCCACCGAAACGGUGAUGCAGCCGCACGUCCCGCACGCCAUCACGGUGGCGGCUGCGAGCGAAAAGGCCCUGGCUAAGUGUGACAAGUACAUGCUGACACACCAGGAGUUGGCCUCUGACGGGGAGAUUGAGACAAAACUCAUCAAGGGCGACGUUUUCAAGACCAGGGGCGGUGGACAGGCAGUGCAGUUCACGGAAAUAGAGACUCUGAAGCAAGAAUCUCCAACUGGUCGAAAACGGAGAUCAUCCCCUGAUCCUGACCCACCUGAGGAUGCUGCAGACUCUGAAUGGACCGAUGUAGAAACCAGAUGUUCUGUGGCAGUGGAGAUGAGGGCAGGAUCGGCUCUUGGACCUGGGUACCAGCAUCAUGCUCAGCCUAA